Molecule: messenger RNA, 2778 nt
Organism: Cygnus olor (mute swan)
Lineage: Eukaryota; Metazoa; Chordata; Aves; Anseriformes; Anatidae
Gene: INPP5A
Product: inositol polyphosphate-5-phosphatase A
Exons: 15
Coding region: 44-1282 (412 amino acids)
Biological process (GO): phosphatidylinositol dephosphorylation
Molecular function (GO): inositol-polyphosphate 5-phosphatase activity
Source: RefSeq, a predicted model, not a curated record
GCGCGCUCCGCGCUUCCGCCCGCCCGCCGCCAGCGCCGGCGCCAUGGCGGCGAAGGGGGCCGCGGCCGGCGCCGGGGUGCUCCUGGUCACGGCCAACGUCGGCUCCCUCUUUGACGACCCAGAAAACUUACAGAAGAAUUGGCUUCGGGAGUUUUAUCAGGUUGUACAUACACACAAACCCCACUUCAUGGCUUUACACUGUCAAGAAUUUGGAGGAAAAAACUAUGAAGCUUCCAUGUCUCAUGUGGACAAGUUUGUUAAAGAAUUAUUAUCAAGUGAUGCAAUGAAAGACUACAACAGAGCUCGAGUUUACCUGGAUGAGAACUAUAAAUCACAGGAACAUUUUACGGCUCUAGGAAGUUUUUACUUUCUUCAUGAAUCUUUGAAAAACAUCUACCAGUUUGAUUUUAAAGCUAAGAAGUAUAAAAAGGUUACUGGGAAAGAAAUCUACUCAGACACUUUAGAAAGCACGCCCAUGCUGGAAAAAGAGAAGUUUCCACAGGAUUAUUUCCCUGAGUGCAAGUGGUCCAGAAAAGGUUUCAUUCGAACAAGGUGGUGUAUUACUGAUUGUGCCUUUGACUUGGUAAACAUUCAUCUUUUCCAUGAUGCUUCCAAUUUAAUUGCUUGGGAAACAAGCCCAUCGGUUUACUCAGGAAUACGGCAUAAGGCUCUUGGCUAUGUACUUGAUAGAAUUAUAGAUCAGCGGUUUGAGAAAGUUUCAUAUUUCGUCUUUGGAGAUUUCAAUUUUAGACUGGAUGCCAAAGCAGUAGUAGAGACACUAUGUGCGAAGGCUACAAUGCAGACUAUCCGGGCAGCUGACACAAAUGAAGUAGUCAAGCUAAUAUUUCGUGAAUCUGAUAAUGACAGAAAGGUUAUGCUACAAUUAGAAAAGAAGCUUUUUGACUAUUUUAAUCAAGAUGUUUUUAGAGAUAACAAUGGCACUGCGCUUUUAGAAUUUGACAGAGAGCUGUCAGUCUUUAAAGACAGAUUGUAUGAACUGGACAUCUCAUUUCCUCCCAGUUAUCCAUAUAGUGAGGACUCCAGCCAGGGAAAGCAGUACAUGAAUACGAGAUGUCCAGCCUGGUGCGACAGAAUCUUGAUGUCCCACUCAGCCAAGGAGCUCAUUCUGAAAUCAGAAAAUGAUGAGAAGAUAGUAAUAUAUGACCACAUUGGGCCAAAUGUCUGUAUGGGGGAUCACAAGGAAAAAGAUGCCUACGAAAUGAGAAGAUUUUCCGUGAAACUACACUGUAGCAAGGAGAGGAAGGAAUGCACAGUAUACUGAAAUACAUAAUCGUAACAACUGUAUCAAUAAAUCCAGUCCUGAGUGCCACAUUUUUAGACUGCUGAUCGUACACUAUGCUUCAGCAUCUGGACUCUGUUCGAGAAAAGCCUCACAUACCUCACUGUCUUGUAUGUUCAUGUGACAUCAAGUAGAAAUGUGGAAUUAUUUUUUAUAUAUAUGUCACAAUUCUGUUGCCAAAACUCUAAAUAGACAGCAGAGAUGUUAUGUAUUUUAGAUUUCACAACCUUCAACUUUUAAUAAGUGUUUGUCAAUGUGGAAAAGCUAUUUCAGCAUAUUAUAAACUUUUAAAGGUGUCAUGCCUAACAUUAUAUAUCUUUACCACUUUGGGGUUUUGUACAUUGGAUUGUAUAGAUAGAGAUAUCGAUGGUUUUAAAUGGUAUUUUCAUUGUCAACCAAGGAUUUUGGUUUGAGUUUUAGUUUUAGUUUUUUGUUUUUUCAUUUUUAUAUUUUUUUCUUGUUAUUUACUAUACUGCCAUGUUACAUGGUUUUUGAAUCACACAGCAGCUGCUUUCUAUACAUACAUAUAUAUGUGUGUGUAUAUAUAUGUAUGUAUGUGUAUAUAUACACAGAUAUAUAAAUAAUUUAUAAACCUGACCAAAACUUAUGCUAAAUAUACUUUCCAAUAUGAAUGCUUGAGAGUGCCAUAUCAGCAGUUAGUGUUGGAGUCUUAGCAGGUUUAGUUAAGUGUACAUCAACAACCAACAUUUAUAUAAUAAAUAAUAUAUAGCAGUGCCAUCCUGGAUACAGAUAUAUAGCUUACUUAUAUAGCACAUAUAUUAGCAGUUUCACUUUGUUACUCCUAUAAUCCCUUCUUUCUAUGUAAUAUUAAGGAUUGAAUGUGAAGUUCUUAGCUAGGUUUGGGUGUAACUUUCCAGAAUUUUGUAAACUGUUUUUGUCUGUCUUUUGUUACUGUUUUAUGGUGCCAAGUAUUCUAUAUUAAAACAUAACAACAUGGGAGAAGAAAAUAAUAGUCUGCUUCAGGUAGCAACUGUAUUGGGCACAGACUGUAUUCAUACAGUGUUAAAGAAAAAAAAGAAAGACUGUAAAUUUUCCUGGUUAGUAGCUCAGUGCAGCCUACGAUAUAAUCUUGUUUCUCCCACCACUAAAUACAACAUUAAAAGGUGAUUAGGGAGUCUGUUGAUGAAACACAAAUGUAUGUUUUAUUGAUUUAAUUUAGAACACUACAGAGUUCAUGGACUGCGUGAUGGCAUUAGAUUGAUGCUUGAUUUUGGUAUAAAUCACUACCAUUGAAAAUGAUUUGAUGUCUGCUUGCAGAAUGUUUUCUCAACAGUACAGUCUGGGUUUGUAUUAAGUACUGUUGCCCAAAGGGUGUCUGCAGCUCUGUAUUGUUAUUGUGCCAUGUUGCAUUAUAACCACACAGUAAUUCUAUUUAAGCAAACUCAACUCAUGGUAACUUUGAAGGCCUUUAGAAAUGAGUACUCUGGUUCUCAAGCAAUAAAACUGAUCAUGGUGAA